AUGAAGGCCUCUCAGAUCUUCCUCUCCGUGGCGAUGGCCUCCUCGGCCGUCGCCAGCCCGGCCAGGCGGCACCGGUGCGGCAGCCACCCUGUCUCUUCUACGGCCUCUGUCUACCCGACUGAGUCCUCCGUCUACUCUGCCGAGUCCUCUAUCUACUCAGCUGAGUCUUCGGUCUACCCAACCGAGUCCUCCGCCUACCCGACCGAGUCUUCUGUCUACUCGGAGCAGUCCGCAACGACCACGGGCACAGAGCUGACCACGACCGAGACGGGCACCCAUACCCAGACGGCGACCGUCACCGAUGACGAGGUCUUCACUGCCUACACCACCGUCACCGUGACUAUAACACCCCCGGCCUACACGGAGCCCACUCCUGCGGGCUUCGAGCCCAUCAACCCCACGCAGGCACCCAUCCCGCGGAGAUCCUUCCGUGCCAGCUGGCUCUAUGCCCGCCAGAACGAGACGAGCCCCUUCCCGCUCAACAACGGCACCUUCUCUCUGCCCCCUCUUCCCACGGGCGCCACCACCACGGUCCUCCCUGAGGAGUCCACGGCCACGACCGCUUCCGAGGAGCCCACAGCCCCGGUCUUCUCCGAGGAGGCCGCCACGACCACGACCGUCUCUGAGGAUCCCACCGGCCCCGUCUUCUCCGAGGAGGCCACGGCCACGACCUUGACCCCCGUUGAGACCACCUUGACCCCCGUUGAGACCACCUUGACCCCCGUUGAGACCACCAUGACCCCCGUUGAGACCACCUCGACCCCUGUCGAGACCACCAGCGCCCCGGCCAUGACCACCGCCACCGUCACCCGCUUCACCUCGACCGUCACCUCGACCAUCACCUCGACCGUCUACGCCCCGACCCCUACCGUCUACGCCGCCUGCGCCGCCGACAACUACCUGAGCGAGUACCAGAACUCGCCCAUCGGCACGGUCCAGACCCCUGCCAGCGUCCAGACCUUCCCCGGUGUGGAGAGCGCCGAGGACUGCUGCACGGCCUGCAUGAAGGAGCCCACCUGCGGCAUCAGCUACUUUGACGACACCAACGCCUCGUGCUUCGGCAGCACCCAGGGCGAGCUCGACCGGUGCGACGCCAGCCAGGAGAUUGCCUACUUCAACGUCCAGGAGACGGACGCGUUCUACACCAUCAGCAACGGCCGCUGCGGACAGUGGUACUUUGACGAGCUGUCCGAGUAA
Microdochium trichocladiopsis is the source of this 1197-nucleotide messenger RNA. RefSeq lists its product as uncharacterized. Bases 1 to 1197 code for a protein of 398 amino acids. Lineage: Eukaryota; Fungi; Ascomycota; Sordariomycetes; Xylariales; Microdochiaceae. The transcript has a single exon. The record is from RefSeq and is a predicted model, not a curated record.